UUUUUUUUUUUUUUUUUUUUUUUUUUGAGCUUGACAAAAUUCUUAUCAUUAAUUCUUCACGUUUUCUCAAUUUUACAAAUGAAUUUUGUCAAGAAACUCAACCAAUAUUUUUGUCAAGAGUUUUAUAACUCGACCAAUAUUUUCUGGCAACACAAUCGCAGGCUCCUUUUGAAUGGCAAUCCAACAGCAGAACACAACCUUGACAAAACCAUAAGCAAAUGGGUCAGAGCCAUCAUGGCGGUCAUACUCAUUCUUGCGUCACUCCUUUCUCUCUUCCUCCUCAAAUGCGCGCGGCGCCGCUUCUUCAAUCAUCGCGACCCCGCCGCCACGUCAGCACACAGCGACAAGGUUUCUGCCCUUCCUACGUUCAAAUACGGCAGUGAUUCAUUUCCGGCUUCUCCCUCUUCUUCUUCUUCUUCAAAGAUGCCGUUUAAUCCUGAAACAAGCUGUGCUAUAUGUUUGGCCGAGUACGUGCAUGGAGAGGAAGUUAGGGUUUUGCCCAAGUGUAAGCAUAUGUACCAUAAACCUUGUAUAGAUCAGUGGCUGGUGUUGAAGUCUUUGCACUGUCCCCUUUGUAGGGACCGCACGAUCGAAUGGGACGUGGAGCCCACGAGGACCAGUAGCACCAAUAGUCUUGAUCCAAACGUGGUGUUGAAUUUUGGCUUUGCCAAUGGCUCGGUUUCGGUGUUACGCCCAGGCCUUUGAAUUUCUUCUGACUGGUUCAUUCUUUGAGUAAAAGGUGGAAAACGAAAGUGAGUUUCGAGUUUGACCUCCUAUAUAUAGAGUCCAUUUGGAUAAGUUGUUAUAAAAUGGUGUUUUGAGUUUAA
Quercus robur (English oak) is the source of this 827-nucleotide messenger RNA. RefSeq names its product RING-H2 finger protein ATL74-like. Lineage: Eukaryota; Viridiplantae; Streptophyta; Magnoliopsida; Fagales; Fagaceae. The transcript has a single exon. The record is from RefSeq and is a predicted model, not a curated record. The coding region runs from base 79 to 705 and encodes 208 amino acids.